UUCUGUCACCCGGUCCUCUACACCCGGCCCCCACCCCGACACCCAGAAGGGCCCCCCCGGCCCAACCCGCGGCCCGGCCAAGAGACACCCGAAAGCCCCCGGCCUCCCAGUUCAACCCAGCAAAAUGGUGGCCAUCGACUGCGAGAUGGUGGGCACGGGGCCGGGGGGUCGUACCAGCGCCCUGGCCCGGUGCAGCAUCGUGGGGUACCACGGCGACGUGAUGUACGACCGCUACGUCCGCCCCCCCGCCCCCGUCGUGGACUAUCGCACCCGCUGGAGCGGCAUCCGCCCCCACCACAUGGACAGCGCCGUCCCCUUCCUCACGGCCCAGAGAGAGAUCCUGCGCAUCCUCUCCGGGAAGGUCGUCAUCGGCCACUCCAUCCACAACGACUUCAAGGCCCUCAAGUAUUUCCACCCCAAAGCUCUCACCCGGGACACCUCCAAAAUCCCCCUCCUGAACCGCAAGGGGGGGUUCCCCGAAAACGUCGCCAUCUCCCUGAAACGGCUCACCAAGGCCCUGCUGCACCAGGACAUCCAGGUGGGGAGCAGUGGUCACUCCUCGGUGGAGGACGCCCGAGCCACCAUGGAGCUCUACAAGGUGGUGGAAACGGAGUGGGAGCAACACCUGAUGCAGAACCCCCAGCAGGAGUGAUGGCCCCCGCAGUAGGGGAGGGGGGGGGGCCCUGAACCCCCCCAAAAAGGAGCCCUGAGCCCCCCCCCAGGGGGGCCGGUCCGUCCGUCCGUCCGGGGACGAACAUGGAGCCCGGAGCCACCGACGCUGUUUCGCUCCGUGUCCCCCCCCCACAGCCAGGGAUGUGGGGGAUAGUUUGGGG
Messenger RNA from Calidris pugnax (ruff), 833 nucleotides. RefSeq names its product interferon stimulated exonuclease gene 20kDa like 2 (gene ISG20L2). The record is from RefSeq and is a predicted model, not a curated record. Bases 125 to 652 code for a protein of 175 amino acids. Gene Ontology annotation, cellular component: nucleus. Gene Ontology annotation, molecular function: 3'-5'-RNA exonuclease activity; nucleic acid binding. The transcript has 3 exons. NCBI's taxonomy places the organism in Eukaryota, Metazoa, Chordata, Aves, Charadriiformes, Scolopacidae.